AUGCUCAGGAGCUGGCGAGCGUACCUGAAGCGGCUGCCGCUCCCCAGCACUGUGCUUGAUGUUCUCCAGCAGAAGCCUGAGCUUACCCUCACGGCGGCCGACAAACGGGUGUUCUUAAGUCCCAAAGAGGCGCGGAUCACCCCGAGAAAGCGCCAUAACCCCACCGCCACAGCCCCGAUACCACCGCUGGCAAUCAUCAAGGACUUAUGGCUGCCUCUGCUAACCACCACGGGUUCAGUGGACAGUUUCCGACCCGAUACAAACGCGUUAUCGCCGACUAAAUUUCAUAAAGUGGUCAACGCGUUGGUCGACCUGUUUACCACUGACCAGCUCAAACGGUACGCUCAGCAACACUGUACGAUUAAGUCUCGUGACCGCAAACGUGAUAUCGCCGCUAAAAUUGUCUCCGACGCCUGGAAAGUUGAGAAAACUGAAGGUCUCACCAUCGACGAUUUUACCCUGGUUAAACGAGUUAAGCUCGAACCCAUGCAUCUCCAUUUACUUUUAAAGAACCGCAGCAUUGUCCACUACUUGGGGCUCACCGGAGCUAAGCUUAAAUUCGAUCUGGCACUGAGUCUGAUCCAAUUUAGAGGUACUCAGAAACAAGUACAAGACGCUGAAGUUUUACUUAGUCAUACGCUUGCACGUGCUCAUACCCAAACACUUGAAUGGGGUCACUUAGACUCUCAGUGUCGCCUUGAUGAUAUCGCUGCUCAUACCGAUGUUUAUUUCAGUCGCAGUGAUAACGGUUUAAACAUGACCUCAUUCAACCCUAAACAACUCAAACGGGCCGAGAGAUUACUACUAUGGCAACAAUUGCCUCAGCUUUGCCGUUCAUUUAUUCGUCAGGAGGUGGUGGAGCCGUCGUUGUCACUGGCCACUAAUUUGAUCAAAUUACCAUUUCAAGCCGACGCUCUGGCACUGUGGCGCCAGCGAUUCAGAAGGUUAUGGACGUGGGCUAGACCUCAGAAGGCUACCGCAUCACCGUCAUUGUCUCGGCUGAUUGAACGGCUUCUGGGAGCCACUUCCACUGAGCUUAGUCUCGAUGACGUCACUGACGCUAAACACAAUUUAGGAGCAGCUAAUCUUGAACUGGAGGCGGUGAGAGUGGUGGAGAUGCUUUCACCGAGUCCCGCAGUCAGUGUCGACUCCGUGUGGCCCCAGCUAAAGUGUCCGGAACUGCCCGAGGGUUUAGUCACCGUCACUUUAGGUACCGUGGUCUUUGAUGAAGAAAACCAGGCGUUUUUCGAUAGCAAUGCCGCCUUAGCUGCCGAUGCUGCUCUGAGACUACCAUUAUGGCACCAGACUCAUCUUAGUUCAGCGGACAUUAACCAUUUGAUGAAUGAAGAACCGGGUACUCAUCUGAUCCAGCUUACGUUCGUACCGCUGCCGUGGCUUAAGGAAAAGGACCCUUCAAGUUACCCUCCCAUGGUUCUCUCUGCCACGUUAACGGAUAAAAUGACCGUCGAUGUCGCCACCAUUGAUUUAGCCGCUGUUCACGCCGAACACAGUGUGCUUGUCCCCUUACCCGGUGAACGGGCCGAUAUUAAGGUCACCUACCAAAACCCUCAACUGGUGCUUGUGGAAAGCAAUAAUGAGGCAAACGAAGAGCUUACCGAGCCGCUGCUGCUGAUAGAUGAGAUAUUGCACCUGACGAUGGCUCUGGCUCGUCACUUGGCCUCACAACCAGGGAUUGGCCAAUUCUUACUGAAGCUGAAACUCAACUUCUCCCAACCGUUAGAUAUCCAUCCUACACUUGAUAUCACGGUAAACGGUGAGAUUAUCCCUUACCACUACGUGCUGACUGAGCUCAGACGACUGGUAGAGUUUAGCUACCACGACCGCCUCGUACAACACACGUUAGUUGAAGGCGGACGUCUUGGUGGUAGACGCCACGAAAUCACUUUUGCCGGCGACGUUGGCGGCGAUCGAGCCCUGGUACAGGCGCUCUUAGCCGACGCUCACCAAUUCAUCCGCGAGAUGUAG
Diutina rugosa is the source of this 1986-nucleotide messenger RNA. RefSeq lists its product as uncharacterized. NCBI's taxonomy places the organism in Eukaryota, Fungi, Ascomycota, Pichiomycetes, Serinales, Debaryomycetaceae. Gene Ontology annotation, cellular component: mitochondrial inner membrane. Bases 1 to 1986 code for a protein of 661 amino acids. The transcript has a single exon. The record is from RefSeq and is a predicted model, not a curated record.